Molecule: messenger RNA, 2723 nt
Organism: Cyprinodon variegatus (sheepshead minnow)
Lineage: Eukaryota; Metazoa; Chordata; Actinopteri; Cyprinodontiformes; Cyprinodontidae
Gene: nkx6-2
Product: NK6 homeobox 2
Exons: 3
Coding region: 306-1148 (280 amino acids)
Biological process (GO): regulation of transcription by RNA polymerase II; cell differentiation
Cellular component (GO): nucleus
Molecular function (GO): DNA-binding transcription factor activity, RNA polymerase II-specific; RNA polymerase II cis-regulatory region sequence-specific DNA binding
Source: RefSeq, a predicted model, not a curated record
GCGAGUCAAUUUAUGGAAUGAAAAGGAGGCUGUUUAAUGGUUCCCAUCAAAGCCGCUAAAAACAUCAUCGCACUGACUGACUUUGGCGAGGAUUCCUGCAGCGGACUGCGACCUGAACAAACACGGAGAGACACUUUCAGGGGGGUUUCAUCAGGGUCUGAAGUUCCCAGGAGAGAAGAACUUUUUUCCUCCCAUCUUUCUCAUCAAACAGGAUACUUUGGGAAAAGCCGAGAAUAAGCGUAGAGCUCUUAGUAAUUUAACUGCUUUAUUUCCACUGAAGUGAGUUCGGUGGUUCAUGUUUACAAAUGUUAGCGGUCGGACAGAUGGACGCUAACCGGCAGAGUGCGUUCGUUCUGGGCAGCACCCCGCUGGCGGCGCUGCACAACAUGACCGAGAUGAAGACGUCGCUGUUCCCGUACGCGCUGCAGCAGAGCCCGGCGGGUUUCAAGGCGCCCUCCCUGUCCAACCUCAGCUCGCAGAUCUCCGGCGGGACCCCUCACGGAAUAAGCGACAUCCUGGGGAGACCCAUCACGACCGCGGGGCAGCUGCUGUCCGGCUUUCCGCGGAUUAACGGCCUGGCGACUACAGCGGCCGGGAUGUACUUCAGCCCCGCGGUGUCUCGGUACCCGAAGCCGCUGGCCGAGCUGCCCGGCAGGGCGCCCAUUUUCUGGCCCGGAGUCAUGCAGGGGGCCCCGUGGAGGGACCCACGGGUUCCUUGUCCAACUCAGGCUAACAUCAUGAUGGACAAAGACGGAAAGAAGAAGCACUCUAGGCCGACGUUUUCAGGACAGCAGAUUUUUGCUUUGGAAAAAACCUUUGAGCAAACCAAAUAUCUGGCUGGACCUGAGAGAGCCCGGCUGGCCUACUCCUUAGGAAUGACAGAGAGUCAAGUCAAGGUUUGGUUCCAGAACCGGAGGACAAAGUGGAGGAAGAGGCACGCAGCAGAGAUGGCCUCAGCCAAGAAGAAGCACGACUCUGAAACGGAGAAGAUGAAGGAGAGCUCAGACAACGAGGAUGACGACGAAUACAACAAGCCGCUGGACCCCAACUCUGACGACGAGAAAAUUACGAGACUGUUGAAGAAGCACAAGACCACCACCAACCUGGCCCUGAUCAGCCCCUGCAGCAACAGCUCGGACACCUUGUGAUCGAAAGACCAAAGGGGUCCGGCAGAGACCCGUCCUGAUUAGUUCCCACCUGACAUAACAACAUGCGUUUGAAGGGAAGCGCAUUUGUUUUUUGUUUUUUUGCUCGGGCAGAAAAGAAAAAAAGCCAGAGAGGGGGGCUUCAUAUAGACUGGACACACAGAGCUCCAGAACGCCUUGUUUGAGCUGAACCUCAAGAAAAAAAAAACUGAGACAGAUUCACUGAGUUUCUGUCAGUGAAGAGGACAAUAAACGCGAGGAGGAAGCCUGCCUUUUCCAACAUAAACUGGGACUUUUAAUAGCGACGCUAAAUUUAAACAUUACAUCCGGAUCAGUACCAUUCCCACAUUUUAUUUAUUUUAUCUUUUUUUUUUUUUUAACAAUGCACCGAUCAGGCUUUUCUUGGCCAAUACCAAUAAUGUUUUAUUUCUUAGAAAUGUAAAACAUAAAGUGCUGCAGCAUUUUUCAAAUAGCUGUUUUCAAUUUAGGAGACAGAUCCUCCUAUUUAUGCAUUGAAGCUUGUUUUGUUCCAGUCUAAAACUAAACCCAUCAACCAACCAGAGAUAUAAUCAGCAAACACUAAAACGUUCAUUAAAUGCAUCAAAAGUAGGAAUUCCUACUUUUUUUUUUGGUCCAUACACAUCAAACCAGCUUUGAUGCACUUUUUCUUCCUUUAAUAUUAGCAUUAACCCUGGAAAGUGUCAGGGACUGAUAUUAAGGCACAUAAGUAGGGAUAUAUUUUUUAAGUCUGUUUAAAAAUAAAAAGUUAAACUUCAUAAAUAGCCUGAUCAUUGCAACAGUAAUUUAAACUUCCUAUUUAGUGCAGGAUUUUCUUUUUCUCCUGAUAAAAUCCUUACAUUCCUUUCUUGAUCCUUUGUAUUGUUUAAGGUCUGCUCUAAUAUUUUUUUUGCUGUCAACAACAGUAAUAAUCUGUUGUGAGCUCUUAUUUUUUUAAUUUUUGUUUGUUUCCGUUAUCGACCCCCAUGCUGAUCCGGAUCCCAGACGCAUGAUCCCAACGGCAGGCGUAAACGGGGCCUGUGAGGCUUCUAAAAGUUCACUUUAACCAGGGUAUAUCUGCUGUGCUAAAAAAAAAAGAAAAUUGUGUCUUUAGUUUUUGGGAGUGUUGACGGGGAGGGAGGGGUCUGUUUUGCAAUGAGUGAAAUGAGAUUGUAUAUAUUUUUUACUGGAUAAGUUAUGUUGGUUCAAACUGCGCUUAUUGUCUCCCUUCCUCAGCUGUAAUGAUCAGCUGUUAAAGUUUCUAAUAUCUGCAGAGCCAUUUUUUUCUUUUUCAACUUUCAAUUCAAAUUUUCACGCAGAGGUGUAGGCAAAAAUGGAUGCUGUAAAUAAUUGUAAAAUGAAGAAGAAAAUGCAUUUUUCUUUAACAUCUUUGUUUUCAUUCAGAGGAGUUUUUUGGUUUUACCUCAUCAUGCAGUGGGACAAAAAACUGCAGCAUCUUUAUGUUGAGCUUAAAAAAAAAAAGAAGAAAAAAGUAUUAUUGCUUCCGGGAAGAAUAUAGGAAGAAAAAAAAAAAAGAAUUUGUAUUAUGAAUAAAUUAUUUAACAAGCUUUUCUUGUCUUA